Molecule: messenger RNA, 1575 nt
Organism: Meira miltonrushii
Lineage: Eukaryota; Fungi; Basidiomycota; Exobasidiomycetes; Exobasidiales; Brachybasidiaceae
Product: TAF-domain-containing protein
Exons: 3
Coding region: 1-1575 (524 amino acids)
Biological process (GO): RNA polymerase II preinitiation complex assembly; transcription initiation at RNA polymerase II promoter
Cellular component (GO): SLIK (SAGA-like) complex; SAGA complex; transcription factor TFIID complex
Molecular function (GO): protein heterodimerization activity; transcription coactivator activity; RNA polymerase II general transcription initiation factor activity
Source: RefSeq, a predicted model, not a curated record
AUGCCACCUCGUACAGAUACCAAUGGAUCAUCAUUGCCUAGAGCACAAGGAUCUUCAUCUACAAGUGCAAUUUACCCAACAGACAGCGUUCAAGAUGUCGCAGAAUCACUAAGUCUGCCUCCGUUAAAGGAUUCUGUUGCAUCUGUCUUGGCUUUAGAUGUGGAAUAUCGUAUCAGACAGAUUGUACAAGAUGCAAGCAAAUUCAUGCGACACGGCAAACGAUCUCAAUUACGUGUGGCUGAUAUUGAUAGAGCACUACGACAAAGAAACAUCGAGCCAAUCUUUGGCUUUCAUCCAACCACAUUGGGAAAAGCAAGUGCAUCAGGAGCAUAUCCUACGCCUGUUGGAUCGACAUUCAGAAGGGUAAAAACACAGACAGGGCCUAUCCACCUCGUAGCAGACGAAGAGAUCGACUUGGAAAAGGUAUUGGACACAACUCCAAAAGUUGCUCUAAGUCCGGGUGUGGGAUGGUCAGCACAUUGGCUUGCAGUCGAAGGCGUUCAACCUGCUAUUCCACAAAACCCAGUCUCUGUCACACAAGCUAAUGGUGCCAUGACGGCAUCUACCUCUACCGCUGGUCCAAGUAUGGUACAGCCUGGUGGUGCAUCAGCCUUUUUGAAUACGCCUUCAGCAGGUCUAAGUGGUGGAAAGCCAGGUCAACCGGUUGCUAAACCUUUGAUCAAGCAUGUACUCUCAAGAGAACUGCAACUGUACUUUGAACGCAUCACAACCUCAAUUCUGGAUCCACCUACAGAUGCAGAUAUUUCCGAAAGUGCAAAGCGACAAGAUGCUGCAUUGGCAAGUCUACGUGGAGAUCCGGGAUUGCAUCAACUCGUUCCAUAUCUCAUCCAAUGGAUCAAUGAAAAGGUACAAAAUGGAUUACGUGACGAGAAGGUACUAGAGCCAAUGCUGCAUACCAUUGACGCUCUGAUUUCGAACAUCUACUUAGGUAUUGAACCUUAUGUGCACCAACUAUUGCCAUAUGUCAUCACGAUUUUGAUCACCGCUUCUUCGGGACAUUCGCCUGACCCUUCAAAGGUGUAUGUCCUUCGUCUGUAUGCCGCUUCAAUCUUAGCAAGGUUGAUCCAACAGUACAGCUCUACCUAUCCUACGCUCAAACCACGUAUCGUACGUACGAUUGUGACAGCUUUGGACGCCGGACCAAGAGAAAGUGCGGCAACAAAGUUAGGAGCAAUAAUUGGUUUACGCAAUUUAGGCGCAGGUUCAUUACGUGCGAUUCUGGUGCCUGAUGGAGAAUUUGCUGGAAAGGAAGAUUGUUUGUUGAGAAGACUGGGUGAUUGGUGCUCGGAACGUGCACAAUCAUCUCCAGUUGGAAAAGAGGAAGUGGAUUUGAUCGUAGAAGAAUUGAAAGCUUCAUUCGCUGAAGUUGCGAGCAAGAUGCGUGGUGCCGUUUCUAUUUCAGAUGCUGCUGAUGCUGUUCAGCAAGCGGAAGUGCAAACACGUUUGGGAACAUUUUGGACAAAUGCAUUCUCUCAAGAUCCUGAAUCAGCUCGAGGUGUUUUAGCUCUACUCUCUGAACUUCAACAUUUGAAAGCCGCUCAAGAUCAUUCUUGA